UCACGGUCUCGACUCAUCGCUACUCCCCGCCCCGCCUCUCCUCGAUCCAAUCCCGGCUGUCCAUCAUCCCGGGCAGGGAAUCCGCACCCUCCAUUCCGCCUCCUCUUAGCAUCCAACGCCCUCCCUCCAACCGUUCCACAUCACAGACAUCCCCUCCGCCAUGAAACCACCACCCGAGCUCCCCCUCCUCCGGCCCCUACUUAGCCGCCGCCACCUCUCCUCGUCCUCCGCCGACGCCGCCGCCGCCACCGAGCUCCUGGGCGCGCUCUCAGGCACCCCCUCCCCCGACGCGGCGCGCGACCUCGCCGCCUUGCUCCGCCGUCUCGGCCGCCGCGGCCUCGCGUCCGCCCUCUCGUCCCUCCCCUCCCCACUCCCCGCGGCGUCCGCCCUCCGCCUCCUGCACCACCUCAUCACCAGCGCUCCGGCCUCCGCCACCGCUGCCUCCCCGUCAUCCAGCCACGACCACGACCUCGACCUCCUGUCCCCGCGCGUCUCCGCGUUCCUCCUCCCCUCCCUCGUUGCCGAUCGCUCCACCUUGCCCUCCGCGCGCCGCCUAAUCAAACGCCUCCUGCACCUGCACCCCGUCCAGACCGCCGCAGCGGCUGUCGCGGACGCCUCCUCCACGCCCUCCUCGGACCUGCUCAUCAACACCUGCGUCACCUCCUCAGCACGCGGCUCCCUCAGACUGGCCGUCGACGCCUUCCACGUGCUCUCCUCGCGGCGCGCCUCGCCCUCGGUCAAGACCUGCAAUGCACUUCUCGAAGCCCUUGCACGCACCGGCAACCUCGGUGCCACCUGCAAGGUGUUCGAUGAAAUGCGUGAUUGUAAGACCGUCACUCCGAAUGGGUACUCGUACACCUCUAUGAUCAAGGCCCUCUGCAAGGUUGGAAAGGUGGAUGACGGUUUCAAGAUUCUUUCAGAUUUAAUUCAUGCUGGGCUGCAGCAAUCUGCUGGUGCAGUGCCAUACAAUUUGCUGAUGGAUGCACUUUGCAAGAGUGGGAGAGUGGAUGAGGCCAUUCGGUUGAAGGGGAGGAUGGAAGAGAGCAGGGUGGCUCCGAGCAUGGUCACGUUUGGUAUUCUGAUCAAUGGUCUUAAAAGGAGUGAUCGUUUCGGGGAGGUUGGUGCGCUGUUGCGGGAGAUGGAAGGGUUAGGGAUCACCCCAAAUGAGGUCAUCUGCAAUGAGCUUAUUGAUUGGCAUUGUAGAAAGGGUCAUUUCACAGAAGCAAUCAGGUUGUUCGAUGAAAUGGUCUCAAAGGAGAUGAAGUCAACAGCCGUGACUUACAAUUUGAUUGCUAGAGCUCUAUGCAAGGAAGGGGAGAUGGAGCGUGCUGAGCGGAUAUUGGAGGAGAUGUUGUCAACUGGGAUGACAAUUCAUUCUGGUUUGUUCAAUUCAGUGGUUGCAGGGCUUCUUCAAAGGACUGGAAGGUUGGAGUCUGUGGUAAGGCUUAUAAGCGAAAUGGUUAAAAGAGGUAUGAAACCAAAUGAUGCUCUGAUGACAGCUUGUACGAAACAACUUUGCCAGGGCAGGAGACACCAAGAAGCAGUUGGAAUUUGGUUGAAGAUGUUGGAGAAAGGUUUAUGUAUCAAUAUUGCAACUUCCAAUGCACUUAUUCAUGGGCUUUGUGAGGGGAAAAACAUGAAAGGAGCUACUGAGGUUCUAAGGACCAUGGUUAAUAAGGGGAUGGAAUUGGAUAACAUCACAUAUAACAUAAUGAUUCAAGGUUGCUGCAAAGACAGUAAAAUAGAGGAAGCUCUUAAACUCCGUGAUGACAUGAUCAGAAAAGGGUUUAAGCCUGAUGCUUACAUGUUCAAUAGUAUCAUACAUGCUUAUUGCGAUUUGGGUAAAAUGGAAGAGGCCCUUCACCUGUUGGGUCAGAUGAAAAUUGAGGGCGUUCAGCCAGAUGUUGUAUCAUAUGGCACUAUAAUAGAUGGUUACUGUAAAGCAAAGGAUAUUCAGAAAGCAAAUGAAUAUUUGAAUGAAUUGAUGGCCUGCGGGUUAAAACCAAAUGCUGUCAUCUAUAAUGCACUUAUUGGUGGUUACGGUAGAAAUGGCAACAUUUCUGGUGCAAUCGGUGUCCUUGACACUAUGGAGUCUAUCGGCAUACAACCAACUAAUGUAACUUAUUGCAGUCUUAUGCACUGGAUGUGUCAUGCUGGUCUUGUUGAUGAGGCGAAGACCAUGUUUGAACAAAGCAGAAAAAAUAGCAUUGAGGUGGGAGUAGUUGGCUACACAAUUAUGAUCCAAGGACUUUGCAAAAUAGGAAAAAUGGAUGAAGCUAUGAAUUACUUUGAGGAGAUGCGGUCCAGGAGUAUACCUCCAAAUAAGAUUACUUACACCACUCUGAUGUAUGCCUAUUGUAAAUCUGGUAACAACGAAGAAGCCUCCAAGCUUUUUGACGAGAUGGUGAGCUCAGGAAUUGUUCCUGAUAAUGUCUCUUACAAUACACUAGUUACAGGGUUUUCUCAAGUGGAUUCAUUAGAUAAGGCUAUAGAAAAGGCUGCUGAAAUAUCAAGUAUUAUGACACAAAAUGAUUGUUUGGACAAUGUAUUAGUUAAUAGGAUAACAACACCUUGGUGCGAGAAAGAAGUUGCUUCCAGUGAAUGAUGAUCCAAGCAUGGAUGGGAACUGAAGUAUAUAGAGGCUCCCACCUUGCUAUUGGGCAUAGGCAAAUCGCCUUUAGCAUUUCGUGGUCAUCAGAUGCUACAUUGGAGAGCAAUCGAACAGCAACAGCCAGCAUGUUGCCCUUAAAGUUCAUUAUCGGUAAAGUUUACUUGGUCAUCAACCUGCUACUUUGUGGGGGUGUUCAACAGAAGCACAAGAUUACCCUGAAGGUUUAUAAUUGCACCCAAUCAUAUUCUGGAAAUAGAAGAAGUGAAGCAAAUAAUCUUGUUCUCAAGCAGGACAUCCUUUAUUCUUUCCGUUGGCAAGGAAAAAACAUCAAGCAGCAUGUUAUGCAUAUGUACUGGACUGUAACAUAUCAAGAUCUUGUUUGCUCAUUGGUACACAUUUACAAAGGCUGACUUUGGUUGUCAGAUACAACACCUUGAGAGCACAUUACAUAGAAGAUCAAUGCAUAUACAAGAAUUGAACAGAAACACCUGCUGCAAGUUGCAGAAAGAUGUACACAUUGAAGAGGCGUAACCUCCAAACUUUAGGCCAAAAAUAUGUCCAUUUGUGUUCUGCACAAAAAUAACGAGGUUCACACUUCAUCCAAUGAUGUACUGUACACAUUCUCUGGAUUUUCCAAAACUUGGGAGUGGCCUGAAGCACCAUGGUGCUUGUGCACUCAGGUGACUCAGAUCUAUUAUACGGUGUAGAACUGAAUUUUGACAGUCACUAAAGCCGAGUGAUUGUGAUGGUGUUGAAUCUGACCAAUUGGAAGAUGAUGGGGCAUUCUAUCUUGGAGCUCUCAUGCUUGGCUUGGUAAAGAUGAGGUUGAAUCCUGUGGAAGCAUGUCCUCCCUGUCUCCGUGAUCACAGUGAACAGCAGGAUCAAGAUCAGGAAAGUAACUCCAAAAUGAGCAAAUGUGUGGUCGUAACGGUUGAUAAUAACAAGGAUGGUAGCGCAGAUCAGACCAUUUGCAGGUUAAAUCCUGCUCAACCAGUACUGUACAGCUGUGUUGGGUUGGUGGAGGAAAUCAUCAAAGAUUACUAAUGUUUUCGGUUUUCACUAUUCACUCGUCCUAACAAUCGCAGAGUACUGACUACUGAUCCGGUAGCAUGGAAAGUAUGAAACAUUGUUGAUGUUUUCUGUUUCGGGAGGACUAUAAGUUUGAAGGGACUGGCCGUUCUGUUUUGGGAGGACUAGAAGUUUGAAGGGAACUGGCCGUUCUGUUUUGGGAGGAUUAAAAUUUGAAGGGAACUUGCAUACGACCAUCUUUCUUUCUCUUUUCACGAUACGUUUCGUUCAAAGAAUCUCUUUCUGUGAAUUAUUGACAUAUAUGUACAAUCAGUACAUGCUACAAUGAGCGAAAUACAGCGAUAGUACGUCCCUGUACUUGAGAUCUUGACUCACUUUAGUCCUUGUACUCACAAAGUGCUAAA
Molecule: messenger RNA, 4044 nt
Organism: Brachypodium distachyon (stiff brome)
Lineage: Eukaryota; Viridiplantae; Streptophyta; Magnoliopsida; Poales; Poaceae
Product: pentatricopeptide repeat-containing protein At4g19440, chloroplastic
Exons: 6
Coding region: 161-2605 (814 amino acids)
Molecular function (GO): protein binding
Source: RefSeq, a predicted model, not a curated record